AUGCCGCUCAUCAAUGGGCAAAAGAUGGCCUGUGAGCCCUGCAUUCGCGGCCAUCGAUCAACAAAGUGUAACCAUGCCAGCGACCGGCUCAUGGUCCCUGUCCGGAAACCAGGGCGCCCGCUCAGCUCGUGUCCUCAUCCUGCCUCACGGCCGUGCUCUUGUGCUGCCGUGACGGCGGCUAUACCCAAGAAGCAAACCUGCCGCUGCGGGCCUGCGUCUUCCUCAGAGUCUGCCGACCCCGACGCAAUCAAGAAGGAGCCCGAGUCGAAUGGCUCGUCGUUGCCAACCAGUCCUACGAGACCGACACCAAGUGCGCCAUUCAGAGUUCAGAAGCAGUCAUCUAAAAGCGCUGGCCGCAAACAGUCUGUCGGCGUUGCUGGGCUCGAGAGGAUGGACGCCAACCAGCUCAACAUUAUACAGGGUUUUGAUCCUACGCAGCAACCGUCUAUAAAUGGAACAAAUGGAAUAAAUGGCCAUGCUUCUAUGAAUGAACCUGCUUCAGGCGGCUGCUGCAGCGGCAAGAAGGCGCCACAAGGCACCUCUGUCGAAAAGGCAGACACGCACGCUGAGAGCAACAAACCCGAGCCUUCAGGAAGCUGCUGCUCAUCGAAAACCAACGGCACCACAACUCCGACACAGGCGACCACCGAAGCCACAAACGGUCACAUGAACGGAAACGCCAUGCCCGUCUUUCAACCUCCCAUAGGCAUGGCCAACGGCAUGUAUCCAUUCUUCGCCACGCCAAACAUCUUUACAUACCCUCCUCAAUAUGGCUCCUAUAUGCAGCCCCUCCAACCAAAGCAAUGGCGACAGGCUAUGAGCAACAUGAACAUGGCUCCUCAAGUACAACAAGCAUACAUGUUUGGCGGCCCACAAUCGGCUGUACCGUACCAGCCGGCUGGUGCUACAGAUACCGCGACAUGGACUUCUCACCAGUGCAGCUGCGGCGAUUCUUGUCAGUGCGUCGGAUGUGCUGCCCAUCCAUACAACGAUGCCACGCAAACCUACGUUAGAUCUGCUUGGAACGCAAUGAUGCAGGACACUCAGCCUGUGCAGAAUGGACACGCGCACGCCAACGGCACGCACACACCUCCAAAUGGCACGCACGACGCCACCAACGGACACCUGGCGCAGACCAACGGCAUCGCCACGACAGCAGCAGGCAAAACAGAAGGUGCCACUUCGCCCACGGCGCCGCAGACGCCGUCCGAUGCAACGUCGGGACUGGCAGAGGAGCAAGCACUCUCGGCCAAUGACUUUUUCUUUGUCAGCUACCCCUUCACCGACGGAUGCGAGGGCGAAAUGUCGAGCUGUCAGUGCGGCGACGACUGUCAGUGCAUAGGCUGCGCGAUCCACAACAAUCCGAGCCCCGAGAUUGGGAACUAA
Molecule: messenger RNA, 1386 nt
Organism: Akanthomyces muscarius
Lineage: Eukaryota; Fungi; Ascomycota; Sordariomycetes; Hypocreales; Cordycipitaceae
Exons: 3
Coding region: 1-1386 (461 amino acids)
Biological process (GO): intracellular copper ion homeostasis; intracellular iron ion homeostasis; positive regulation of transcription by RNA polymerase II
Cellular component (GO): nucleus
Molecular function (GO): RNA polymerase II cis-regulatory region sequence-specific DNA binding; DNA-binding transcription factor activity, RNA polymerase II-specific; copper ion binding
Source: RefSeq, a predicted model, not a curated record